UAUGAAUAACAAAAAGAAGUGCUUCCUCGAUCGGCGGCUUACUUACUGCCCGGCGAAAUCACACAGGACAGCAAGUUCCUAGUUUAGGGUUUUCCUUAGCGUUUGUUCUGACAAUCUGAUCGCAGAGAAGGGCAAAUAACUUUUUUUUAGAAGAAGAUAACGAAAUCGCUCAAGUUUAUAGGUUGUAAGGGAUAUGACCCAUACUUCUUACCUCACAGUUGGCAAGGCUUUGAAUUUUGGAGCUGGAGCGGUGCGAAGGUCAUUGAACUUUCCCCACAAGUUUUUUAUCAGGAGGAUUCAAAUGGCAAAUAAUAAUCACACCUGUAGCCUAAGAGGUGGCAAGGAGGAUUCAAGAGGUGCCUUGGUUGUUCUCGAAGGAUUGGAUCGUUGUGGGAAGACCACACAGUCCACUAGACUGGUUGCAAACUUGGAGAAGUUAGGGCAUUCAGCUGAAUUGUGGCGGUUUCCUGACAGAACUACAAGUGUUGGGCAAAUGAUAUCUUCUUAUCUUUCCAACAAAUCACAACUGGAUGAUCAUACAAUCCAUCUACUCUUUAGCGCCAACCGUUGGGAGAAGAGAUCAUUAAUGGAAAGCAAAUUGAAAAGUGGAAUCACCCUUGUUGUUGACCGUUAUUCUUAUUCAGGGGUGGCCUUUUCAUCUGCCAAGGGGCUUGAUAUUUCGUGGUGCAAGGCUCCGGAGAUUGGGUUAUUGGCUCCAGAUCUUGUAGUGUACCUUGACAUACCACCUGAAAAAGCUGCUGAAAGAGGAGGCUACGGAGGUGAGAGAUAUGAGCAGCUUGAGUUUCAAAAGAAGGUUGGCCAAAACUAUCAGGUCCUCCGUGGUCCCACUUGGAAGAUCAUAGAUGCUUGUUCGCCGAUGGAGGACAUUGAGGAACAUUUGCAAGAGAUGGUAUUGGAUUGUGUAAAAACAUGCCAAGAAGGGAAACCCCUCUCAUGUCUCUGGUCUUGUUAAUUUUCUUGGGGAGACGCAUGCAUCUUUACCAGGGUUGAAUGCAUGUAUACUAGUGAGCUAUGCCGAUUGUUAUCUUUCGAGUAUUUCAUCUCUGAUUGUAACUUGAUAAAUCUUGCAUUUCAAAAUUAGAUUCAGUUUUUCUUAUCCAUUAACACCAAAACAGGGCUUAUCUUAUUACUGGAUCACACUAAGCUUUUGACUGAAAUAGAUGAGAUUGCAAAUUUGCUUGCUUGAAUGAA
Messenger RNA from Prunus dulcis (almond), 1212 nucleotides. RefSeq names its product thymidylate kinase-like. Lineage: Eukaryota; Viridiplantae; Streptophyta; Magnoliopsida; Rosales; Rosaceae. Gene Ontology annotation, molecular function: ATP binding; dTMP kinase activity. Gene Ontology annotation, biological process: dUDP biosynthetic process; dTDP biosynthetic process; dTTP biosynthetic process. The record is from RefSeq and is a predicted model, not a curated record. Gene Ontology annotation, cellular component: mitochondrion; cytoplasm; cytosol. The coding region runs from base 194 to 973 and encodes 259 amino acids. The transcript is spliced from 7 exons.